AUGGCGUCCAGAAGCCUCAUCCCAUUUCUCGUAGCCAUGAUGCUGCUCACAGGUGUUUGCAACACCUUGUUGACCAAGUAUCAGGACAACCAAUGUGUUCGAAACUGUGGCCCCGAUGACAGUCCAAGGAAGCGCGCUUUCUUUAACCAGCCGGUUCUCCAAACCGCCCAGAUGUUCAUCGGCGAGAUGGGCUGCUGGCUGGUCGUUGGCCUCAUGGCUCUCUGGCGACGGUUCAAUGGUUCUGCACCACAAGAUCGAGGCUAUCAAGCUGUUGAUACCGAGGAGAAUGGCGAUGCUGAAGCUGCACCCCAAGCCGAUGAUCGCACCAAGCUCCUUCACACCGGCCCAUCCAUCUUGAGGGGAUACCGAGUUACCUUGCUUGCUCUGCCCGCUAUUUGCGACAUCUGCGGUACCACGCUCAUGAACGCUGGACUUCUCAUGGUUGCUGCCUCCAUCUACCAAAUGACACGAGGUGCUCUCGUCUUGUUCGUCGGCCUCUUCAGCGUCGUCUUCCUCAAGCGACACUUGCAUCUCUUCCAGUGGCUGGCCCUCGUCGGUGUCGUCCUGGGUGUCGCAGUCGUUGGCUUGGCCGGAGCUAUUUGGCCUGAUGAGAAGCCUGAGAACUCCAUUGGACAGCCCGAGGAGGACUCGGCUACUGAUGGAGGUCUUUCAGACGCUGCCAGAGCCAUUGUGGGUGUUUUGCUUAUCGCUGGUGCCCAGAUCUUUACAGCCACCCAGUUCGUCCUCGAGGAAUAUCUCCUGGAGAGAUCUACAAUUGACCCAAUUAGAGUGGUCGGCUGGGAGGGCCUCUUCGGUUUCAGUGUUACCCUCCUUGCUAUGCUUGUUCUGCAUGCCACUAUCGGCUCCACUGAAGCUGGCAAAUAUGGAUAUUUUGAUAUUGUCGAGGGCUGGCGCCAGAUGACCGAGAACAAGCAGGUCCUCAUCUCUAGUUUCCUCAUCAUGAUCAGCAUUGGUGGCUUCAACUUCUUUGGCUUGUCCGUUACACGGAGCGUCAGUGCUACUUCUCGAUCUACCAUUGACACUUGCAGAACCCUUUUCAUCUGGAUCGUCUCCCUUGGCUUGGGUUGGGAGACUUUCAAGUGGCUCCAAAUUGUCGGCUUCGCCCUGCUUGUUUACUUCACCUUCUUGUUCAACGGUAUCGUUCAGCCUCCUCUGGAGUUCCUCAGAGUCCCAGAUGAAGAGGUCGAGGAGCUCUUGCCCGAGGAGCCCAUUGAGCACCGUUAA
Molecule: messenger RNA, 1245 nt
Organism: Fusarium tjaetaba
Lineage: Eukaryota; Fungi; Ascomycota; Sordariomycetes; Hypocreales; Nectriaceae
Product: nucleotide-sugar transporter
Exons: 3
Coding region: 1-1245 (414 amino acids)
Biological process (GO): pyrimidine nucleotide-sugar transmembrane transport
Cellular component (GO): Golgi membrane; intracellular membrane-bounded organelle
Molecular function (GO): pyrimidine nucleotide-sugar transmembrane transporter activity
Source: RefSeq, a predicted model, not a curated record